Messenger RNA from Rhipicephalus sanguineus (brown dog tick), 1027 nucleotides. RefSeq lists its product as uncharacterized. The record is from RefSeq and is a predicted model, not a curated record. The transcript is spliced from 3 exons. The coding region runs from base 135 to 881 and encodes 248 amino acids. NCBI's taxonomy places the organism in Eukaryota, Metazoa, Arthropoda, Arachnida, Ixodida, Ixodidae.
GGGCGCGCGAACAGAAGCAAGUAGAUCCGGUGGGCGUGGCUCCUAAUAGCAAAAGUUUCCCACGAGAACACGCCUUUUCGAAGUGUCUGAGAUGUGGGCGCGAGCAUGCACCACGAAGAUGUCCAGCCUUCGGCAUGAAGUGCAGGAAGUGCCACAGGCGCAACCAUUUCGCCAUAUGCUGCAAGGCAUCCACGGAAGUUCACGAGCUCCUAGACUCCGAAGACAACUUUGACAUUUUGGACGUUUCAAAUCGAGGCAAAAGUCAGCGCGACUGGACGGUGGAAGCUCAAGUUGAGAACGUGCCAGUGGACCUAAAAGUCGACACGGGAGCACAAGCAAAUCUGCUGCCUUGGGGGUGCUACCUCAAGAUGCGCCCUAAACCACCGCUGAAGCCAAGUAGCGCCGUGUUACGCUCAUACGGAGGAAGUGCAAUUCAGCACGUCGGCGUCAUACGUACCGAGGUGACGCUCAAUGACACAACCUCAGUGCUAGAUUUUUUCGUCGUCCGGAAGGGGCGCCAAGCGAUCCUCGGACUUCAAGCAUGCCAACUCAUGGGACUCGUGCCGCGUGUUUACAGCGUAUCCAAGAGCAGCCAAGAAGGCAUCGUGGACGAAUUUCGCCACUUGUUCACCGGAACCGGGUGCGUGCAACGAGUAUACAAGAUGGUGUUACGUGACGGCGCCGUACCCGUUGUCCAGGCCGCACGGCGUGUUCCAGUGGCCUUACAAGAACCCCUCAAGAUGGAAUUGGACCGCAUGCAGCGGGCAGGAAUUAUCACGAAAGUGACCGAGCCAACAGACUGGGGAAGCAGCUUGUCCUUGCCGACAUGCUCUCGAGAGCCACAAGCAGACAAGCGGACGGAACCGAAAGCGAUGACGUAGAAGUCCACGCGGACGACACCAAUGGAGGGCGCCCCGUCACCUGCCGAGGUGUUACAAGGAAGACGACUGCGAACGACGCUGCCGGAUGCCCGGGCCGUUCCAGAACUUAUGGUCCGAAAGCAUCGCCAGAGCAACGCCCCAAGGAG